Messenger RNA from Priapulus caudatus, 6064 nucleotides. RefSeq names its product dysferlin-like. Gene Ontology annotation, biological process: membrane fusion; plasma membrane organization. The record is from RefSeq and is a predicted model, not a curated record. NCBI's taxonomy places the organism in Eukaryota, Metazoa, Priapulida, Priapulimorpha, Priapulimorphida, Priapulidae. Gene Ontology annotation, cellular component: membrane.
UCUACGGUGAGUUUGAACCUGAAGUAUAUUGCACCUGCGGGCCACGGGGAAGCAAAGAUCGAAGCUAAUCAGGCUGGAUCACUGCAGGCUGGAGUCACCGACAGCUCUGGUGAACAAAUCGACUUGGAAAACCAGGAUGAAGUUGACAUGGGCAUCGUGGCAGGUGAAGCUAACGGCGUACCAGUGUCAUCCAGCCAGAAGCCUGCUCGGCUGAAACCCAGGGUGAAGCGAAAUCUAUCAACAAAGACUCAGGAUUUCCAGAUACGCGUCCGCGUGAUGGAAGCGAGACGUCUGGUCAGGGACAACAUCCAUCCUGUGUGUCACGUCACUGUGGAAGCGCAGCAACGGCAGACACGCAUACGCCACUCCACCAGCUCCCCCUACUGGAACGAAAUCUUCUUCCUCAACUUUGUCAGUAGUCAGGCAGAGCUGUUUGAGGAGCUAAUAACGUUCAAGAUAUUCAACUCAAAAAAGCUAAGGUCGGAUUCCUUCAUUGGCCAAUUCCAGUGUGACGUGGGAACAGUUUACGACAAGCCCCGUCAUGCACUGCUCAACACCUGGCUGCUACUAUCUGACCCUGCAGACAAUAUGGCCGGCUCCAUGGGUUAUCUCAAGGUCAGCAUCUGUGUCCUUGGCCCAGGAGAUAACCCACCGAACAUGAAGUCAUCUAGAAGUGAUAAGGAUGACAUAGAAGGGAACCUACUCAAGCCGGUUGGUGUUCAGCUGACCCCGUCUACUCUCACUCUGAGGCUGUAUCGUGGCGAGGACAUUCCCCAGAUGGACAGCGGUUUCGGUGAGGGAGUGAAGAGAGUGCUCGGCAUUGGAGAGGAGAAGAAGGAACUCGUGGACCCCUACGUGACCUUCCAGUUCGCCGGGAAGAAGGUCUCAUCACGCAGGGAGUACCACAGCGAAAGCCCUGUCUACAACCAGGAGCUGAAGCUAGGCAUUCGGUUUCCCUCAAUGUGUGAGACUGUCAAGUUGACAGUAUUUGAUUGGGAUAAGGUGACGGCAGAUGAUGUGAUUGCAAGCAAAGAACUGGAGGUGUCGGCUCUAUCCUCGGCUUGUGAUGAGCAUGGAUUCCUUCCUACCUUUGGUCCAUGUUACAUCAACUUCUAUGGCGCACCACGGGAGUUCUCCGCUCUUGUCCCAGAGGAAUUCAACAGCCUUAAUUUGGGAGAGGGAGAAGGGUGCUCCUACCGAGGCAGGCUGCUGGUGGAAUUAAACACUCAGCUGGGAGAGCUGCCUGAGCAGCCGGUGGUUGACAUAGCCAACGACGACGUACUCUGUGUUCAGUCGUUCAUGCGGCGGCGCCACUAUCGCCUGCACGUGGCCUUCCUCAGCGCCACCAUGGUCAGUGCCGUCGAUGCACCUGUUGAAUUCGAGAUCAGCAUCGGUAACUACGGCAACAAGCUCGACAACAACGUGCCCCCGUGUUCAUCGACGACGCAGCCGACCAACGCUGUUUUUGACGGCUCCAGCUACUACUUCCUGCCGUGGGGAAACCUGAAGCCGUGCGUGAUGGUCGACUCACAGUGGGAGGACAUCUCCUUCCGGCUGGAGGCACUUAACAUGCUGCUGGCGCUCGCGCGUAAUCUGGAGAGGCAUGUUGAAGGUUUGAAGGCCGACAUCAAGGCCAAGGUCGCAAAAGAGGUCCUGGCCACGAAGAUCAUUGCUAUGUUGGAUGGGCUGAUACAACAGGCAGGGAACCCUCUCCCUGCGCCUGUCCCCGGUGACCACCGGUCCAACGAACUAGAUGCUCAGCUCGCAAAGCUGCGUGAGGAGCAUCUCUCCGGCAUUGUAGAGGGCGCCACCAAGCUCAGAGAGACGGCGACGGAUGUUGAACAAGUUCUGGUUGCGGUUGAGGACUUCUUGUCGCUGCUGCGUCAGUUAGCGCACGAGCCUCAGAACAGCAUACCGGACGUGGUGGUGUGGAUGCUGAGUGGUAACCGCCGCAUCGCCUACUAUAGGAUACCAGCCUACGACGUGCUCUACGCUUCUGACCCUGCCGCUGCAGGCUACAACUGUGGCAAAGUGCAGACGCUGAAUCUAAAGUAUCCUGGGAGUGGAUUGGCUGGAAACAGAUCGAUGCCCUGUCAUCUAAGGCUGAAGGCUUGGCUUGGCCUGUCUAAGUAUGACCAGCACUGGCACCAGUCACAGUUGGAUGGAGAGUUGGCAGUAUUUGCUGAAACGUAUGAAAACCAGAUGUAUAUACCAGGGAUUAAAUGGACUAACAAAGCACCAACCAUGGGUCGAUCAAAAUGGUCUGAUGCUAGUGGCAAGCUCAAAUUGCCAAAAGACAGCUUUGUUGAGCCUCAAGGAUGGAGAUUCGUAGGAGAUUGGUACAUAAGUCCUGAGAUCAGCAUGCAGUUUGAUCGUGAUGCCGGUCACACCAAGUUUAUGGAGGAUGCGUUCGAGUGUCAGAUGAGACUGCCAGGAAUCGGCUGGUCAGCGCCAGCUGUUGGCAUACCGUGGUCUGACGUCAGAGGAGAUUCUGCGCUACUGACGAAGGAUGAAUUCGUUCUGCGCCAGAAAGGAUGGGAUUGGGAGGACGUGUGGGAGACUGACGUGAAUAGGGCUGUUGAUGAAGAAGGCUGGGAAUACACGAUCGAGCCGUCGAUGGCUGGAUGGAGCGCAGUGGAGAAGCGCUACCAUGUCUGCAGGCGUCGCCGCUGGGUGAGACAGCGUCUGCUUGUCGACCCUAGCCUCAUCUCUCGCCACGAGGACGAGGAAGCACACUGCCGGACGCGAGGGCUGGGAGUUCGCCAUGCUUCUUCAACACGAAGUUUACUGAAGAAUCGGCCGACUGAUCUCGAUUCUGAUGAUGAGGAGGAGGAUCACACACAGACUGCUCCCAGGAUGUUCCUGUCUUUCCAGCAGGUUUACAAGUAUCAGCUGAGGGCAUACGUCUAUCAGGCCAGAGACCUCGACGCUGGUGAUACGAGGGGCACAUCUGACCCAUACGCACAGGUGAGUUUCCUCGGCUGCAGUCAGUCGACAGAGAUGGUGCGUAAGACGGUGUCGCCGACCUGGGACCAGACGCUGAUAUUUGAGGAGAUGUCGCUGUACGAUUCACCGGACAGCAUGCGCACGAGCCCUCCCAGCAUCAUCGUAGAAAUAUUCGACUUCAACAAGUUUGGCAAACCGGACAUGCUGGGCAGAACAUUUGCAAAGCCGACGGUGAAGCUGACAGCCGAGGAUGCGGAGAGAGAGACGCAGCUGCGGUGGUACAGCAUCGAUAACGGCGACGAUGGUGGCGAAGGAGGAGGAGGAGGAGGAGAGCUUCUCGCUGUUUUCGAACUCUACCUGAUCUCUGAGGAAGUUCCGCUGCCAUUCAAGCCAUCAAAGAGGGGCGCCCUCUAUGAAGUGCCUAGUGGAAUCAGACCGGUGCUCCGUAGGACGGCUGUUGAGGUGCUGUGCUGGGGCGUGCGGGACAUGAAGUCCUUCCAGCUGGCUGCAGUCACCUCGCCCUCCGCUCAGUUCAGCAUCGGUAGCAAGACCAUCUCCACGGAAGUGAUACGCAGCACGAAGAAGAACCCAAACUUCACCAACCCGAUUCUCUUCUUUGAUGUUCUGCUACCAGAGACGGAACUGUACACGCCACCUUUGAACAUCCGCGUGAGGGACCACCGUAUGUUCGCGCGCCAGCCCACAGUUGGCAUCACCUCGCUCGCAUGCAUCGACAAGUAUCGCUGUGCCACGCUGCCACCAGAGGGCCUCAGCAGCCUCAAGCUUGAGAUUGCAGGCGUAGAUAGCACAGACCGCAGUGGAGAGCACAUCAUAGACCUGGAUAUAGAGGGCGCUGUCGAUGACAGUGAUAAUGAUGAUAUUUCGCUUGCAAAGCUGGGAAAGACGACUUCCAAGUCAGCGCUCGUGUCAAAGUCUGAUCUCACGGAGAAGUUGAUAUCAAAGAAGGGCGGCAUAACGACUGCAAAGAAAAGCAUGCGGAAAAAAGCUGUUGAAAGUGGCAAGCUUAUUGCGACACAUGACUCUGCCCUAAAUAAGUGCAUGGAUGAUACCAGUGAGGGUAUUGACUGGUGGUCCAAGUACUACGCAUCGUGUGGACAGGAAGACAAGGCGGGGCACUACCUUGAGAAGAACUAUGAUACAAUCGAGAUUUAUGAUACAGAGCUUGAGCAGCUCGAGCGCUUCGAUGGCUUCACGGAUUUUUGCGACUCGUUUCUUCUGAACCGCGGCAAAAACCUCGAGGAUGAGGAAUCUGAUGUCAUCGGGCAGCUGAAGGUGUUGUGUAAGAUAUAUCCAUUACCAGAAGAUCCCAGCAUUGCAUUGCCACCUAGGUAUCUCACAAGUCUGCCUCCAUCUCAGCCAGAGGAAUGCCUCAUCAGGGUUUACAUUAUCUGUGCAGUAGAUUUGCAGCCAAAGGAUAACAAUGGCUUGGCCGACCCAUACCUAGUUGUGAAAGUAGGUGACGAGAAGUAUAAUGGUCGUGAUGAACGCAAGGCCAACACUAUCAACCCAAUAUUUGGACAGAUGGUAGAGCUGAAGUGUGUGAUCCCGCUGCACACUCACCUGCGCAUGCAGCUGUGGGACUAUGACCUCGUCAGCUCCGACGAUCUGAUCGGCGAAACCUCCAUCGACCUCGAGAGCCGCCUGCUGAGCAAACAUGGCGCCACCUGUGGGCUCCCGCGCAGCUACUGCACAUCGGGCCCUAACGAGUGGCGACUCGGUACCACACCGAUGGAGAUGUUGGAAGCAUACUGCAAGCGAAACAGCAUGAGCCUACCUCAGUACUACGGGAAGACCGCGGUGAAGAUAGCAAACAGGGUGCUAAACAUCGGUGACUUUGAGAAAGGAGACGCAGCCAUUCAGCUCAACCUGGGUGAGACCGAUCAGAGACUGGCGCUGCACGUGUUACGUCAGCUACCGCUUGUACGCGAACACGUGGAGACGAGGCCACUCUACAAUCCGAUACAACCUGGUCUAGAGCAGGGUAAGCUACAGAUGUGGGUGGACAUCUUCCCUCGUUCUUUGGGACCACCAGGAAAAGCUGUUGACAUCACCCCAAGGGUUCCACACAACUAUCAGCUUCGCUGCAUCAUUUGGAACACGAAGGAUGUUGUGUUGGAUGAGACAUCAAUCACAGGAGAUGAAAUGAGCGACAUUUACGUGAAGGGAUGGAUACCAGGUAUUGAUGAGAAACAGAAGACGGAUGUGCACUAUCGGUCUUUGGACGGGGAGGGCAAUUUUAACUGGAGAUAUAUCUUCCCGUUCAAAUACCUGCCAGCUGAGCAGUCCAUCAUUGUGGAGAAGAAGGAGCAUUUCUGGAACCUAGAUGAAACAGAGACUCGUCUCCCUCCCCAGUUCAUCGUUCAGAUAUGGGACAAUGACAAGUUCUCAAUUGAUGAUUUUCUAGGAUCCCUGCACCUGGACCUCACCAGCAUGCCGGAGCCAGCAAAGUCUGCCAAGUCCUGCAGUCUGAAGAUGCUGUCGGACUACCAGCCUCUGCCCGGUGAGAAGCCGCCAGCGCAGUGGAAGACCGUCUCACUGAUGGACCAGAAACGCGUGUUCGGCUGGUGGCCCUGCUACAGCAAUGCGGCAGGCAAGGACGGACGACGCCAGCUAAGCGGCAAAGUGGAGAUGACAUUAGAAAUUGUCUCAGGAGAGGAGAUCGACACAAAACCAGCGGGGAAAGGCAGAGAUGACCCCAACAUGAACCCCAAGCUGGAGGAGCCCAUACGCCCAGCCACGUCCUUCUUGUGGUUUGCCAGUCCAUUCAAAACCUUGCGCUUCAUCCUCUGGAGAAACUACAAGUGGUGGAUCUUGCUGUUCAUCAUUGUUCUUCUGCUCGUUAUCUUCGUCAUACUGUUCGUAUACAGCUUGCCGGAUGCUACCAUGACUAGACUGGUAGAGAAGAUCUGGCAGUAAUCAGUAUUAUAAAUGAGUGAAUCUAUGCAGCCAUGGCAUAAUAUGCUGCAUGCAUGCAGCAGUCUACCCUAGGUCGUCUCUCAUGAAUAUCACGUAAACAGAAACAAAUUAUAGUAUAAUAUAUAUACAUAUAUAUCAGAAAUAGAUAAUAGGGAAGGAGUGUGACUUCAAUAAACAAGAG